AUAUUUCUGUACGGCCCAGAGGCAGCCCGAGCAGUCGCCGGGUCGGGAGAGGUGCUGACAGGGCGGAGCCGCCGCUUGGCUCAGCCGGCCUUACCCCUCCCGCCCGGGACAGGUGGCUGGAGCGCGCCCCGCCUCCGCCAGCUGCGAGUGGGAGCCAGGGAGGGCCGGUCCCGGACGGUCGCCGCCAGCUGCGAGUGGGAGUGAGCAAGGGCUAGUCCCGGACCGCCGGGCCAGGGGUCCGGCGGCAGCAGACGGGUACCCUGGCGGCCAAAAAAAUGCUCCUGUACCGAGGGGCCCCCGCCGGCCCUGGCGCGCCGGGCUGCGGGCUGGCCCGGCCCGGCGGCGGCCCGCAGGCCUUCGGGAUCCGCCUGAGCACGAUGAGCCCCCGCUACCUCCAGAGCAACUCCAGCAGCCACACGCGACCCUUCAGUGCCAUCGCGGAGCUGCUAGAUAAUGCUGUAGAUCCAGAUGUAUCUGCCAGGACGGUCUUUAUAGAUGUUGAGGAGGUCAAGAAUAAAUCUUGUUUGACCUUUACCGAUGAUGGAUGUGGGAUGACACCUCAUAAACUACACCGAAUGCUCAGCUUUGGCUUUACAGAUAAAGUAAUAAAGAAGAGCCAGUGUCCCAUUGGGGUCUUUGGUAAUGGUUUCAAGUCAGGCUCCAUGCGGCUAGGAAAGGACGCCCUUGUCUUCACCAAGAAUGGGGGUACUCUCACUGUUGGACUUCUAUCACAGACCUAUCUGGAAUGUGUCCAGGCCCAGGCAGUUAUUGUACCAAUUGUUCCAUUCAACCAGCAAAACAAAAAAAUGAUUAUUACCGAGGAUUCAUUGCCCAGCCUAGAAGCCAUCUUGAACUAUUCCAUUUUCAACAGUGAAAAUGACCUGCUGGCCCAGUUUGAUGCCAUCCCAGGCAAAAAAGGCACUCGUGUUCUCAUUUGGAACAUCCGCAGUGCUUUUUUUGUCCUUUGGAGCCAGUUUUUGUUAGAUUGGUACUUGUCUGUUUUCCCCAGAAAUAAAAAUGGAAAAUCUGAGUUGGACUUUGAUACAGAUCAAUAUGACAUCCUGGUAUCAGACUUUGACACAGAAGAAAAAAUGACUGGCGGUGUUACCUCUGAGCUGCCAGAAACAGAAUAUUCUUUAAGGGCAUUUUGUGGUAUUCUAUACAUGAAGCCACGGAUGAAAAUAUUUCUGCGUCAAAAGAAGGUGACUACUCAGAUGAUUGCCAAGAGCCUGGCCAAUGUAGAAUAUGAUACAUAUAAACCUACCUUCACAAAUAAGCAGGUGAGAAUCACCUUUGGGUUCUCUUGCAAGAAUAGUAACCAGUUUGGAAUAAUGAUGUAUCAUAACAACCGACUCAUAAAAUCCUUUGAGAAGGUGGGGUGCCAGGUGAAGCCAACUCGUGGAGAAGGUGUAGGAGUAAUUGGAGUCAUUGAGUGCAAUUUCCUAAAACCUGCCUACAACAAACAAGACUUUGAGUAUACCAAGGAGUACCGGUUAACAAUAAAUGCCCUUGCCCAGAAGCUCAAUGCUUACUGGAGGGAAAAAACAUCUCAAGAUAAUUUUGAGACCUCAGCUGUAGCCAGGCCAAUACUGAAGGUUCCAGACCAGACAUGGGUUCAGUGUGAUGAGUGUCUUAAAUGGAGGAAGCUUCCUGGCAAGAUUGAUCCAUCCAUGUUACCUGCAAGAUGGUUUUGUUAUUAUAAUUCCCAUCCAAAGUACAGGAGAUGCUCUGUUCCAGAGGAACAAGAACUCAUUGACGAAGACCUGUGCUUGAGCAAAGCUAAGAAACAAGAACAAACUGUUGAGGAGAAGAAGAAGAUGCCUAUGGAAAAUGAGAACCACCAGGUAUUCAGUAAUCCACCGAAGAUCCUUACUAUUCAAGAAAUGGCUGGAUUGAAUAACAAGACAAUUGGAUAUGAGGGAAUUCAUAGCCCUAGUGUGCUUCCAUCUGGUGGAGAAGAAAGCAGAUCACCUUCUCUUCAACUUAAGCCUCUGGAUUCCAGUGUUUUUCAGUUUUCCAGUAAGUACAAAUGGAUCCUAGGUGAAGAACCAGUAGAGAAACGAAGAAGGCUCCAGAAUGAGAUGACAACACCUUCUCUAGAUUAUUCCAUGCCUGCUCCUUACAGGAGGGUAGAGGCACCUGUUGCCUACCCAGAAGGGGAGAACAGCCAUGAUAAAUCGAGUUCUGAGAGAAGUACACCACCAUACCUUUUCCCAGAAUAUCCAGAAGCAAGCAAGAAUACAGGUCAGAAUAGGGAGGUUUCAAUUCUGUAUCCAGGGGCCAAAGACCAACGCCAGGGGUCCCUGCUUCCUGAAGAAUUAGAAGAUCAGAUGCCAAGAUUGGUGGCAGAAGAAUCUAACAGAAGUAGCACAAGCAUAAACAAAGAGGAAGUGAACAAGGGACCUUUUGUAGCUGUUGUUGGUGUUGCCAAAGGUGUUAGAGAUUCAGGAGCUCCCAUUCAGCUGAUCCCUGUUAACAGAGAGGAGCUUGCUGAGAGACGAAAAGCAGUUGAAUCCUGGAACCCAGUGCCUUAUUCUGUGGCCUCUGCUGCAAUCCCUGCUGCAGCCAUUGGGGAGAAAGGAAGAGGCUAUGAGGAGAGUGAAGGUCAUAAUACACCAAAGAUGAAGAACCAGAGAGAGCUGGAAGAAUUGAAGAGAACCACAGAAAAAUUGGAACGUGUUUUGGCUGAAAGGAAUUUGUUCCAGCAAAAGGUGGAGGAGCUGGAACAGGAGAGAAAUCACUGGCAGUCUGAGUUCAAGAAAGUCCAACAUGAAUUGGUGAUCUACAGUACCCAGGAGGCGGAAGGCUUGUACUGGAGCAAGAAACACAUGGGUUAUCGCCAAGCUGAAUUCCAGAUUCUGAAAGCUGAGCUGGAAAGAACCAAAGAGGAAAAGCAAGAGUUAAAAGAGAAAUUGAAGGAAGCAGAGACACACCUGGAAAUGCUGCAGAAGGCUCAGGUCUCCUAUCGGACCCCAGAGGGAGAUGACCUAGAAAGGGCUUUGGCAAAGCUUACGCGGCUACGUAUCCACGUCAGCUAUCUCCUUACUUCUGUCCUCCCUCACUUGGAGCUUCGUGAGAUCGGGUAUGACUCAGAACAAGUGGAUGGGAUCCUGUACACGGUGCUGGAGGCAAAUCACAUACUGGAUUGAGCACCAGACUGUAUACCCUUCGCUUCUCUUCUGUCUCUUCUCUUUUCUCUCCCUCCCCCACAUCUGUGUCUUUCUUUCUCUCUCUCUCUCUCUCCCUCACCUUUAUGCCUUAUAUAGAGAAUCUCUGUGUCAAUCCUGGCUCAUAAUCAGUCUCCUUCUUAUCAGUUUUGGUGUGGAGAAAGAGGCCGGUUUAAAUAGACUUUCAAGAGUCUAGGAAUAGAAAAGCAAUAGUCACCAAGCUAGGUGACCUGAAAGCUUUAAUUUUCAUGACCUGGAUAUAUGGUCUAUUUUAUAUCUUUUUCUGAAAUGGUUUGUAUUCAUUUAGGUUAAAUCAAUCAGCAGAUAUUGGGUCCGGUAUACCAGGUGUUUUGGGGGUAAGCUAAUAAGUAUAACUCAUGUUUGCAGCCUUCGAAGAUGUAACAAUCUCGUUGGAAACAUAAGACAUACAUCACAUUAUACACAAAAGUGUAUGAUAUGUACAACUGAGUGGUACAGAUAUGACAUGGAAGAUCUGGGGGAGGAAGUUCAAGGAAGGCACCACACCAGAAAUGGGACCUAAAUUAAGGCUUAAAGAAUGAGCAUGGCCACACUGUCAAUGAGUGUUCUUUAGGUGGUAGGAUUAUGGUUGAUAGUUUUCUUCUUCCUAUCUUCCUGCCUUUUUCAGAUUUUCAAUAUUAAACUUGUUAUUCUUACAUUGGAAAAAAUAAAUUGUUUUUAAAAAGAUCAAGUAGGCUUGGAUUUGAAUAUCAAAUGAGAGAUUAUUUGAAAAUAUAAGGUAAUGUUAUAUUUCUAAUUUAUAUUAAAUUUAGCAUUACCUCUGGAAGAAGAAAAGCAUAAACAAAGACGUGGAAAAAUUUGGAAUGUGAAAAAUGUGUUUGAUAGAAGUGGUGGGUUGAUGUAAAGGGAACUAAGGUUACAUCAUGAUCUGUUCACCUGCUUUGGUAUUUGCAUUUUAAUAAGGGAUUCUUGAAAAACAAACCUAUAAGGCUCAAAUUAAAAAAUAUAUUUAUCAUCAAAUUAAUGGGAUUUCGGGUAGUUAGGGAAGUAUUUUAGAGUGGAAUCUAUCUGAUGUCCCCCAGAAUACACCUACUCACUCUUCAGGCUAGUGCUGAGUGAGGGGUAAACCUCAUACUAUCAGAAAUGGUAAAACUUACUCUCUUGUAAAAGGAGACAUUGUAUUCAUUUCUUUAUUGUGUUUACAUAGCACAUACUCUCCAAAGAGUUCAGGAUACUUUUCAAAAGACAUUGAACAAUGAACACAUAAAAAAAUACCAACAGUAAAAAGUAGGAAGUAGAGAAGAAACAAUCAAAGGAAGGUGAGAUCAAGCAGUGGCAAAAGGAUUAGCUAGUCCAGAGGAAAUGUCUUGGAUAUUCAUUCUGUUUCUCCCCCACAGAGUUACUUCAGAACACUUUUCCAAAUUAAUUUUACCUCCUUUUAAAGGGGGUUCAUAGUAGAUAUCCCAGUGAGACUGCAGAGAAUGAGGGGAGGCCAGAUCCAGGCUUCAUCAUUAGAAUGAGUACUUAAAGAUAUCCCCCUUACCUUCCACCUCACCCCAGCUCUUGCUUGCCAUAUGAUUAAUUUUCAUGUUAGACAUCUGGAUUAUGAUAGUCAAGGCCACAGUUGUCUAAAUGUAAAAUAGUACUGAGGGAAGAGUAGCACAUUCCGACAUUCUCUCAGUGAGACUUAUUCAUCAGAUGGGGGCUGUGAGCGGGUGGGAUUUCACACAGAUGAAUGGGAGUCUGCUGGAGGAAAAAAUUCAGAGCAUUGAAGGUUCUGCCUGUGUGAGUGUUUGUUGGCUGAAUGAAGGGACGGAGUAGGAAGGAGGGCAGGCAGUGAGGCUUUAAAGGGAAGAAGGUAGGAAAUUUGAACUCUUCUUUCCUAGUGCUUACUCUCAGCCCAUUCCCUGGUUUGUGGUCCUGACCCCACACUGCUUUUUCCAGCACCACUGUCUGUGUGAGUCCAUUCACUUCAAUACCAGAGCUACCUCUUUGUUUCCUAUUUACUACAAAGCCAUACCAGCAUGAGAUCUCGUUGAUAGUGUUAAAUCCCACUGUGGAAAAAUUGAAAAAUAACUCCCAGCCUUACCAGAGGUUAUGAUCUAGUGUGGAGGCAAAAGAUACUGAGAAGAAAAAAGCAGGUGCCUCCUCCUGGCUUUCCUGUUAGGUUAACAUAAUCAUAAUUCCCCUUUAAACUGUCUCCCACAUUUGUGUUUAACUUUCCAUUGCCAUGAUCAACAUUUAGGUUAUUACCUAAAUAACUUAUUACCUCAUGCCUUGAUUAUCUAAAUAAAUUCUUAGAUGGCC
Molecule: messenger RNA, 5453 nt
Organism: Rhinopithecus roxellana (golden snub-nosed monkey)
Lineage: Eukaryota; Metazoa; Chordata; Mammalia; Primates; Cercopithecidae
Gene: MORC4
Product: MORC family CW-type zinc finger 4
Exons: 17
Coding region: 276-3149 (957 amino acids)
Cellular component (GO): nucleoplasm; nucleus
Molecular function (GO): ATP hydrolysis activity; zinc ion binding
Source: RefSeq, a predicted model, not a curated record